Messenger RNA from Calidris pugnax (ruff), 1801 nucleotides. Its product is annotated as glutathione S-transferase theta-1-like. Gene Ontology annotation, biological process: glutathione metabolic process. The record is from RefSeq and is a predicted model, not a curated record. Gene Ontology annotation, cellular component: cytoplasm. Gene Ontology annotation, molecular function: glutathione transferase activity. The transcript has 5 exons. The coding region runs from base 60 to 794 and encodes 244 amino acids. Lineage: Eukaryota; Metazoa; Chordata; Aves; Charadriiformes; Scolopacidae.
UGCCGCUCCUCCCGGGACGACGGGACGGGAGGGGACCGGAGGAGACAGGCGGCGGCAGGAUGGGGCUGGAGCUGUACCUGGACCUGCUCUCGCAGCCCUGCCGGGCGCUCUACAUCUUCGCCCGGAGCAACAACAUCCCCUUCGAGUUCAAGCGGGUGGAGCUGAUGAAGGGGCAGCACAGGACAGAGGAAUUCCAGAAGGUGAACGUCCUGAUGAAGGUGCCCGCCCUAAAGGAUGGUUCCUUCACCUUAGCGGAGAGCAUCGCAAUCCUCCUGUACCUGGCCCGGAAAUUCAAGACUCCUGAUCACUGGUACCCAUCCGACCUGCAGAAAAGGGCCAGGGUUGAUGAGUACCUGUCAUGGCAGCACAUCAACAUUCGUGGGAAGGGGAGCAAGCUGUUCUUAACCAAGGUACUGCUGCCUCUCCUCACAGGCCAGCCAUUUUCUCCAAAGAAACUGGAAAGUGUUACUGAAGAGCUGAACGUUGUCCUGAAGCAGUUUGAGGAGAAGUUCUUGCAGGACAAGCCCUUCAUUGCAGGCAGUGAGGUCUCCCUGGCAGACCUUGUAGCACUGGUGGAGCUCAUGCAGCCUGUAGGUGCUGGCUACAACCUCUUUGAGGAGAGGCCCAAGUUAGCAGAGUGGCGAAACCGGGUGGAAGAAGCGGUGGGGAAGCAGCUCUUCCAGGAAGCCCAUGAAGGGAUUUUGAACAUCCAGACUUUGACCGCUGAUAAGAUUGCACCUGAACUGCUGGAGCAUUUCAAGCACCAGCUCCUAAAGCAAGCCAGCCAGAAUUAGGGGGUUAUAGUCUAAUUAAAUGGACUUGUUCAGGCUUUUUGUAGUAUUUCAGCAUUUCUUCUAAAAAUGAUACGGAGACGCCAUUCCGCAAAAUGUACUUCAAACACAGCCUUUCUGCAAUUUAUAAGGGAAGAAAACUACAUUUUAAACAGACUGCAAUGAGGUGCUUUCCCCUCUUGUCCACUACAGGUAGGUGAGCUGUAGCCCUAUAGGAUUUUCUAUCUUUCUUCUCCACCACUGGAUCUGCUUGAGGACAGAGGUGAUUGGGUAGGAGCUAGGGCCAGUCGGAACAGCCCCUUCCAUCCCUGUUUUGAGUUUCCCAGGUCACAGCACUAUAGAGAAGCAAAGGUUUCCUGAGGGUAUGGCAGAGCAGAUCUGUCUGAAACAUGGAAAAAAAUCACUGAAAAUGGCUUUCACUUUGCAACAAGCUCAGCUGGAAGAUUUUUGCUCUUUAGUGAAGAGACAGGACAGGACCCAGCCCUUGGUGGGGACCCUGCCAGGGCUCUCUUGGAGCACCUGGCCACUAGAGGCUGCUGCGUCACCUGUGGGAGCAAAGGGACACAGUACCUAGGAGCAGGGGGCUGUGCAGGUACCCAAGGGAGGCUUCCAGCUUCUGGGAAGAUGAGGUUAGUCCCAUGAAUAAAGAUCCUCAGCUGCAGACUCAUACCAUACUUUACAAAGAACAGCCUGCAGCGCUGAGAAAAGCUGCUUUUGUAGGUGAAGCUGUGGCCAACCACAGGGUGUCCCUCUGCAAACCAUAGCGGUGCUCUUGUCCUUUCCCCAGAGCAGCUCUGUCAGUUCCGUGGAAGCUGUGCAAGCCAGGCUCUUUCCAGUGAGGAGUGCUGUCCUGGCUGGGCCAGCACUGGUGGCAGAGGGAGCUGUGAUGGCCAGGUCCGGGGUGACCGGAGUAUGAAGUGUAUGAGCUGAGUAAUGCCUCAAAUAUGGUUAAUGUUCCACUACUCCUCUGUCACAUGAGAUCUUCCAGUAAAGUUAAUGGUUACACUUGC